UCCUCUUCCUCCUCCUCCCCGGGCUGCGUGUCUGUCCGCCGGCGCUGCACCAUCCUUAUCAAUAACAUGGAAAUACAAGGCUGUCGUUCUUCCAUAUAGACGGGAAGUCUCACCUCACAGAGUCAAGACGGGGGGCACAAUGAGUGAAGAGCCACCGGUCACCCCCAGCUGGCUGACCCCUGACCCCACAGCAUGGGCCAGCGGAGGCGGGGGACCGAUGGACAACAGCACCGGCCUGGGGACGUUUCCAACGGACUCCCUCCAGCCCAGCCAGCUGCCCCUGCUGGUUAACCCCUGGGACAUUGUGCUGUGCUCAUCAGGGACUCUGAUCGCCUGUGAGAACGCCCUGGUGGUGCUGGUGAUCUGGCAGAACCCGGCGCUCAGAGCUCCCAUGUUCCUGCUGAUUGGCAGCCUGGCACUGGCCGACCUCCUGGCCGGCCUGGGCUUGGUGCUUCACUUCACCUGUGCCUACUUGCUCCACUCCGACUCGGCCCAGUUGCUGACUGUGGGCCUGGUGGUGGCCUCCUUCUCCGCCUCAGUCUUCAGCCUGCUGGCCAUCACUAUUGACCGCUACCUGUCGCUGUACUAUGCCCUCACCUACAACUCGGAGCGGACAGCGGCCUUCACCUACACCAUGCUGGUGCUGCUGUGGGGCCUUUCCCUGUGUCUGGGCCUGCUGCCAGUCACAGGGGUCAACUGCCUGGCAGAGGAGGCCACAUGCAGCGUGGUGCGCCCACUCACAAAGAACAACAUCGCUGUGCUGUCCGUCUCCUUCCUGCUGCUCUUCGGCCUCAUGCUGCAACUCUACGUUCAGAUCUGCAAGAUAGUGAUGCGCCACGCUCACCAGAUCGCCCUCCAGCACCACUUCCUGGCUGCCACACCCCACUACGUCACAACACGGAAGGGCGUGUCCACGCUGGCCAUCAUUUUGGGUACAUUUGCUGCCUGCUGGAUGCCCUUCACUGUCUACUCUCUCAUUGCUGACUACACCUACCCUCCACUCUACACCUACGCCACGCUGGUGCCUGCCACCUACAACUCUGUCAUUAACCCGGUCAUCUACGCCUUCAGGAACCAGGAGAUCCAGAAGGCGCUGUGGCUGGUGUGCUGCGGCUGUGUGCCUGCAAGCGUGGCCCACCGUGCACGGACCCCUAGUGACGUCUGACCAAACAGACCCAGGUGGGAAGAGAGAGGCGCCCUGAGUCAGCUCUGCUCCUCACUGGAUGUGUCUGGUGUGAAAGAGAGCAGCAGCAGUGGGGGAGGUCGGGGGAAGUGGCAGAGGGCUGUGGCUUCAGAUCUGGCUGGAGAAGUUACUGGCAGAGGCAGUUUUCUUAGUUAUCCACAGCCCACCUGGAUGGAUGGCGUCUUUUUCUUUGUUACACUCACCAUAGUGCAAAGUGUCUCACUGUCUUCCCCAGUAAAGGCGGCCGCUGCAUCCCGCCCCCUCCCGUUCAACCCGCGCCACGCCCUUCCUCUGCUCUGCAGAGAGCGCUGAGAGCAUCACAUGUCACAGGCAGCAGCUGUAUAUACAAUGUGCAUAUAGUUAACAGCGCUGGAGCUUUGGUUGACACGUGCUUGUUUUUUUCUUCAAAUAGGGAGGGAUUAUUAGUUUGCGCGCGUGCGUAAAAGCGCACGCCGGAUUAACUAAGCAGUGUGUGCGGUGAGGAAGAGGAGAGGGGAGGGGAGGAGAGAGCGGCCGCGGCUGAAUACGCAGGCAUUUCCACAUAAAGCCCGUCUGGAGCAGCAUCCAGGCGCUCUGCUGCUGCACUCUGAACGUGCGUCGAAAGCUAAACAGCCGCGGAGAGCUAAAAAUAGACCCGGCGCUCUCUGAUCCGCGCCCUGCGUCCUCCACUGAAAGAAACCAAGCCGUUUCUUCUUCUCUUUCUCCUCAUCGCCUCUCCAAAUUUAUCAGUCUUUUUUUCUCUCUGGAUUGUGCGUGAAUGUGGUUUUAGUUCAUCUCGCGUCUGGGAGGCUCAAGACAAAGUCCCAGGAGACCCCACCAUUAACCCCUCCUCCAUUUUUUAAACCGAAUAUAAACCUAUCGGAUUAUGUAACCACUUUACAUCAAUCCUUUCUCACCUUUUGAAUGGAGAUUAAUUAUGACUUUUUGAAUGUCUGGAGAUUGUUAUAUCAUUUUAAAUAAUACUUUAAAUUGAGGAAAACCUCACAUAUUUGAACAACAUGAAUUAUAAGGUCAUUUAAAAAUAUAAAAUCCCAAAAUUAAUCCCCCAGGAUAUUAAAUUCACAUGCCUGUGAUCAGAUCAAAAGCCCAUCUAGCAAAAUGACAUGUGAUAUUUGUGCUUAAUCUGAAUGUAAUUCCAUUUAUUUGAUAUUUUUGGCUCCUAAAGAGUUUAACACCAACCACAUAUCUGAUCUGCAUGCUAGACUUUCAGUGUGAUUUGCAUGCAAAAAGCACAGGUGCCCUAUUUCCCCGAGUUCAGUGCGGUAGGUCACAUUAGCCACUGCAGGCCAUGUGUCAUGGUAUCCUGAUGUCAUCAUGACCCUAAUAAUUUUGUUUAUGUACACAGUGUACCUCAAAUGUAUCACAUUGAAUGAGCUACAAUCAUCACUCGAUGGUCACAAGAGUUGCACCCUUUUAGAAAAAUGUGAAGUUUUUAAAAUAUUUUUGCUGUAUAGUGUGGAUACGUUUGAAGUUUAGAGGCUCUGCUUUGAUUUAAGUGUGAUUCAAUGGAAGCCCAAAUCACAACACCUACCAGCUGCUCUGAGUUAGUUAACCAUUAUUUAUUGCUUAAAAUGAGUUUGCAAACCUGACGAACGUACACGCGAAUAUCUCAUUCCUUCAUAUCUUGUCAGCAAUAACUAGCCUAUGAAUGGUAGUUAUUAUUUUUUUUUAGAUGUGAAGCAAUACUCAGACAGCAAUAACAUCCACGUCCCACCAUGACUACUUCCUGCAGAGUGAAGUACCAUAAUAAUGGCCGCUCAGGUGGGGAUGUGUUGUAGUGAAUGGGCUCAUAAGUGACGCUUCAGUGAUACAUCUUUAAAUGAGGUGGUAUAGGAUAAUCACUCCUGGGCUGGAAAAAAAGUGCUCAUUUGUCACGGUGACACCACUGCCUCAUUCCUCCCAAAAAUCGGGCUUUGAUCAUUUGUCACACCAGGAUGAUUUUUCGUUGUUGUUGUUGCCUCUGCCUUUUGUGAGCAUAAGAACUGUCCUGGGUGUCGUAACCUCAAGUGUCAGUGUGUGAUCUGGGACCGUGUUUUUAGUGCAUACGGUAUGAGUUGCAUGGCCUCUGGGUGUGUGCAUGUGUGUGUCCUUGUGUGUGUGGGUGUGUGUGUGUGUGUGUUUGUGAGUUUGUGAUUCAGCAGCUCAGCAGACCAUAAUCUAUCUCCUUGUGUUGUGAGGGGGUAAAACGGGUCUGAGGAAUACUUGUUGACCCCCCCUGACCUUAGAGAAUAAUGCUGCCAGUCUUCCUGUCAAUUCUGAGAGAAGUGGCCUCGUUUCGUGUUUGUAGAGCUUUUUUCAAGAGAGAUUGAUAGGACUAGGACGUGGACGCUCCAGCACUUCAAGCCAAAGUGAAAGGGACUCUGAAUGAACUGGGAUCCUAGUCCUGCUGUGUGUUGUCUGUCUCCUCUGUAUCACUAAUAUUCCACUUUAAAUCACUCUAGUCUGGUUGAGGCAGGCGUCCGCUAAGUGACCUCUGAAUGAUUCUAUGAGCUAAAAAUGGUCACUUCCAAAUACAAAGAUAAUGCUGCUUCUUUCCUUCCUUGCUGCCCAACCCCCCUCCUCUCCUGACUGAUAGAGGCAUCUGAGGAGCUCCCAAUCUUCAUCUUCCUGGCAGAUCAGGAACAAAGCGAUUAAAAGAAAAAGAGAGGGGGGUUAAGUAAGGAAAGGACAGGAAUAGCAUUUCUGAGCAUUGGAACGUGACCUUGUGCACAGUGUCAGACUGAAUCCUGUUGUUAUUCCAUGAGCACCAACAGGUCAGGCUGGCACAUCACAAACCAUCACAAACUCUUAUUCCUUUACCUUUGGAGAAAAGUCUAUUUUGUUAUAUUCAUUGAAAAGUUCUAUUUUUUUCCACUUUAGUCUGGCCUGAAUUCUUUCAGAUUCUGAUGUUGUAUGAUAUAAACGGCGCUGUAAAGCCUUUUUUCUGAAUGUAGUAAUAAUCAAUUUGUUUAAUGAUAACCCCUCCUCUUGACUCAUUUGUUUUUGUAAAUACAGCAUGCUGAAGAGGAGGGACUUUAUACCACCGUGCAUGGUGCUACCAAAGCCAGUCAAACUACGGGAUGAGUUGGGUUGCACCAUUUUUUUGAAUGACAUUUCUCCACUUUAAAGUAGAUUUUUUUCUCUUAGGUUCCACUUUCUUGCUUCAAUAUGCACCAGUUUGUAAAGGCUGGUUAAAGGAUUGGCUACACGGAUGCAGGAUGUUCGAAAGAGAGAAAAAAAAAGAUGCUUUCUCUGAUUGGUGAAUGUUUUUUCUCUUGUGCAGCCGACAGUAUUGUUGAGAUUGAGCAGGUGUGAACAAGGGCUUUGUAUCCAAGAAUAGCAGAAGACUGUGAUGUUGGAUGCAAUACUUCUCUGUAUACACACACCUGUUAAUCUAUUGAAUUGUGUCACAGUGUAAUCGUACACAAAGUUGUGUACAAAGCAGCUCAACCUGGCUGCAGCCCUGUCUCCCAACAAUUACGCCUCCAUGCAACAAAAACUGCAUUCUCAGUUACCUUUCAAAGGGCACUACUUUCUCUUUUGAACAUUUGGUUAAUCAAUUAAUCGUUCCAGUAAUUUUUCCAUGCAAAAAUGGCAGAAAAUGCAGUUUCCAGCCUCUCAAACAUAGAAAUUUCCUGCUUUUUCUGUUUUCUAUUAUAAUAAAUAUAAUAUCUUGGGGUUUCUAAGUCACCCCAAAACUGAAUUUUAAUUUAAAUUCUGAAAAUUAGGAUAGACAUUUUUACUAUUUUCUGACAACAAUUAAUCGAGAAAAUAAUCAACAGAUGAAUCAACAAUGAAAACAAUCCUUAGUUACAACCCUAGUUAGAUUUAGGCAACAAAAAUACUUAUGUUAUGUUAAUAAAAGGGUUCAAAUUAAAUUUUAUUGUAAAUAAGUAUACAUUGACUUUUGGUUUCAUACAGGACGAUAUGUCUUUUGUGAUAUGUUGAGAACAAACUCAUUUUUAAUGCACAGGAAAGUAAUUUUUAGGAGACCAGGUAGAGCAACUGGGUUUUUUUGAGAAAAUGUGUAGCCAAUGACAGGCUGUUAGUUGAGCAAGAGGAGGUGUCUUUCUGACGCUUACUAAUCUAGAGCUAAAUAUCAAAACACUCAAGGGCCUGUGAAUGUGUGUGUGUGUUUUUUUGUUUG
Centropristis striata (black sea bass) is the source of this 5309-nucleotide messenger RNA. RefSeq names its product G protein-coupled receptor 12 (gene gpr12). Gene Ontology annotation, biological process: G protein-coupled receptor signaling pathway. The transcript has 2 exons. Bases 140 to 1165 code for a protein of 341 amino acids. NCBI's taxonomy places the organism in Eukaryota, Metazoa, Chordata, Actinopteri, Perciformes, Serranidae. Gene Ontology annotation, molecular function: G protein-coupled receptor activity. The record is from RefSeq and is a predicted model, not a curated record. Gene Ontology annotation, cellular component: membrane.